UCUUUAUAAAGCUGAGUCAACCCCCCCUCUCCAUCAGAACAGAACGGGGUUUUCUUUCCAAACGCAUAACUGACCUAUCGUUCACUUCAUUCUCAUUUAACCUAAAUACACACAAGGAUCAGUCGGUUUUGUGAAGAAAUCGUCCGGACAUUUACUGUUUCUCGGGGUUUUUAGUUAAAGGAUUUUACAGGCAUCCUGCAACAUCUUUUACAGUAAGAUGCAGCAUCUUGUCAAGACUGAGAUGAACCAUUUGAACUUCUGUCAUGAAGAAGACAGCAGCAACACUGAGAACAGUGACUGCUCAAAGAAGAUCCCAUUGGACGGCCACUACCCUGAUCUAGAUGCAGAGAAUCAAAACUUUUUACCUGAUCACAGCCUGGGCAAAAAGAAGUAUGAGACUGAAUAUCACCAGGGUAAUGCUUCCUUUGGCAUGUCUGUCUUCAACCUGGGAAACGCCAUCAUGGGCAGUGGCAUCCUGGGUCUGUCGUAUGCUAUGGCCAACACUGGCAUCGCCCUAUUUGUGAUUCUCCUCGUGGCUGUUGCCAUCUUCUCUCUGUAUUCUGUCCACUUGCUGCUAAAGACAGCCAAUGAAGGAGGUGCACUGGUGUAUGAGCAGCUAGGCUACAAAGCCUUUGGGAUGCCAGGGAAACUCGCUGCUUCCUGCUCCAUAACCAUGCAGAACAUUGGAGCCAUGUCAAGCUACCUCUACAUCAUCAAAUAUGAGCUGCCCAUUGUCAUUGAAGCAUUUCUAGGAACCAAAAAUGGAGAAUGGUACACUAAUGGAGACUACCUGGUGCUGUUGGUGACAGUUGUGAUAAUCUUGCCCCUCUCUCUGCUCAAGAACUUGGGUUACCUUGGCUACACCAGCGGCCUGUCGCUGCUUUGCAUGGUGUUCUUUCUGAUUGUGGUGAUCGUCAAGAAAUUCCAGAUCCCAUGCCCCCUGCCCGUUGAUGUCAAUGCUCUGAAUGAAACAGUGAGCAAAUUGCUGAACGUUUCAUGGUCCCAACUCAACACCACCACUGUGGACUACAGUGAGGAUGCUUGCAUGCCAAAAUACUUUGUCUUCAACUCGCAGACUGUCUAUGCUGUUCCCAUCUUGACAUUUGCUUUUGUGUGCCACCCGGCCAUCCUGCCCAUAUAUGAGGAGCUCAAGGACCGUUCCCGAAGAAAGAUGCAAGGUGUUGCCAAUGUGUCCUUCCUGGCAAUGUUCAUCAUGUACCUGCUGGCAGCCCUCUUCGGUUACCUCACCUUUAACUCAAACGUGGGCCCUGAGCUGCUGCGCACCUAUGCCCAGUUCAAUCAGUUUGAUGUGAUUCUGCUGAUUGUCCGCCUGGCUGUGCUGGCUGCCGUCACCCUCACCGUGCCUGUGGUGCUGUUCCCUAUUCGUACCUCCAUUACCCACCUUUUGUGCGCCACUAAGGAGUUCAGCUGGAUCCGCCACACCAUCAUUACUGUGGCCCUACUGGUUGCCACCAAUGGCCUAGUCAUCAUGGUACCCACCAUCAGGGACAUCUUUGGCUUCAUUGGCGCUUCUGCUGCUGCCAUGCUCAUCUUCAUCCUGCCAUCAGCCUUCUACAUAAAACUGGUUAAGAAAGAGUCCAUGAAAUCUGUGCAAAAGAUUGGGGCCACCGCCUUCCUCCUAUGUGGCAUCAUAGUCAUGAUCGGCAGCAUGAGCCUCAUCAUCCUGGACUGGAUGCACAAUUUUGAAGCCAGCACAAACAAAAGCACUAAAGGACACUAAGGUUUGACGUUUUCUGCUACAGCCUGCCAGAGAAAAGAAAAAGCUUCUUGCGACCAACAAAGAUCAAACCGUACUGUUAAAAAAGAAAAACACAAGAACUUACUUGAUGCUCAGAUUAGACUUCCUGAGCAACAGACCAUGCCAUUCCAAGAGAAUGUAUCUGAACUUUGUACAGUAUGCUGUUUAUAGGCCACAUAGAUGGUGUUUUACGUUUUUCUUUUUGUUGUAACUUUUUCUGUAAUUUUUUUUUUUGUAAAUUUUUUUCUUAUUUUUGUUAUGGUACAGCUGAAAUCAAAUAUUUGAAGGUGCCUCAGAACUGAUAUCACAUACUCCCAAGAAUUCAAAAUGCAGUUUACACUCAAGUAUGUGAGUGUGGCUGUGACGUCAGAGCUCAGCAACAAUAAAUCCUACUGAGAAAAGUAUGUGAAUCUCCUGAAGACUGACAAGAGGCAAACUUGAAAAUGGACCCUCCUCAAGGGCAAUGAACUUCCUUCUAACAUUUCUUUUAAAUCUUUCCUUUAGUACUUUGCCAAAAAUUAAUUUGGAAAGUAUCUUUGUAUAUUGAAAAGCACUUACUUUUCAGAAAAAAAUUAGAGUUCAGUUUUCAUUAGCCAGGCCUAGUACACAUCUAUAUAGUAUUCAUUUCGAGGCUUUGUGACGUUGUUUAUAAUGUCAACUUUCCUUGUAAUACAAAGUAUAAAA
Messenger RNA from Monopterus albus (swamp eel), 2443 nucleotides. RefSeq names its product solute carrier family 38 member 2 (gene slc38a2). Gene Ontology annotation, biological process: amino acid transmembrane transport; L-glutamine transport. Gene Ontology annotation, cellular component: plasma membrane. The coding region runs from base 218 to 1741 and encodes 507 amino acids. The transcript has 16 exons. Gene Ontology annotation, molecular function: L-glutamine transmembrane transporter activity. NCBI's taxonomy places the organism in Eukaryota, Metazoa, Chordata, Actinopteri, Synbranchiformes, Synbranchidae. The record is from RefSeq and is a predicted model, not a curated record.